Molecule: messenger RNA, 2889 nt
Organism: Orbilia oligospora ATCC 24927
Lineage: Eukaryota; Fungi; Ascomycota; Orbiliomycetes; Orbiliales; Orbiliaceae
Exons: 4
Coding region: 1-2889 (962 amino acids)
Cellular component (GO): Golgi apparatus; endoplasmic reticulum
Source: RefSeq, a predicted model, not a curated record
AUGAACUUCCUCCAACGAGCUGUCGCCGGCGUCGAAUCACGCUUGGAUCAGGUACUGGCCAGCGAUCCGAAUACUGCGAUUGACAAUUCUUUGUCGAGUACAGCUGGGGAUUCGAAUACCGUCAGCAAUACUAGCCCUACACCCACUAUUAGUAGCUCGACAACAACCGUUCCUCAAGCUCCGACUGUUAUUAAAGAUGCGAAACCUACACCACCCGUAUCCGCGUCACCGACACCGCCGCCAGGAAUGGGGAGGAUGACAAUGCAAGAGCGACUUGCAGCAGCAAUGGCUCGUAGCGCCACUACUAGAAGUUCUAGCCCUGCGGUUGGAAGCUUGUCUGAACGAGCAGCGAGUCCUAGUCCGAGUCCUGCGGUGAGGAGAUCAGUCGAUGACGCAGAAAAUGUACGGAAGAGCGUGGACGUCCCAACCGACGACAAAAUUACAGAGAGGACGUCAUCUGAAGAAACUUCGAAGGUGGAACCGACUACUGAACUCGUAGCAGUAUCGACCGAAUCAAAGCCUCUAGAAGACCAAGAGCAGCCAUCGACAAACGGUAUGGAAUCUACACCCACCGAUCCAUCACCACUUCGAACAAGCACCGACACUCCUCGCAAAUCCCUCGAAUCCCAACCUCGAGUUUCCAUCGACGUUAAACCACGAGUGUCACUAGACUCUAGGCCUAGGGCUUCGAUAGAUAAACCGCGGAAAUUUGUUGAGCAACCUGCUACAGCUCCUACCACCACAAUAUCUACACCGCUCCCCACCACCCUCACCGUCGAAGAACUCGAAUCCACCAUAUCUCAGCUCCGCGAUGACCUUGCGACUUGUGAAUCCCGUCGGGCUGAGGAAGCUUCUGCUGCCUCGGAGCGCAUUGAUUCUCUUGAGGAAAAACUAAAAUACCUUGCGAAAGAAUCGGUUGAAGAGGCCCGUAAACGGAUACAAACCGGCGGUUCCUCCGCAUUAGAAAAGGAACUCGCGAAACGGGAUGAGCGAAUCGCGUUGUUACUGGAAGAAGGGGAGAGGUUGAGUAAAAUCGAGUUGAAGCAUAUGAAUAAUAUCAAACGCUUGAGAGCAAAGGCUCAAGAAGAUGAAAAAGCUGCUGCAGAGGCGAAGAGGAAACAGGAGAAGGCCGAGAAGGAAGCUUCAGAUCUCAAAGAGAAAACAAGGAAAGCUGUUGAAGCCGAGAAACGAGCAAAUGAAAAGCUUAGGACGAUGAAUAGACUGGAGGUUGACAAUGAAAGCUUGAAGAGGGAAAGAGACAUCCUCCAAAUCAGCACUAGCGAUCUAAAACUUCAACUUGCAAAGGCAGUAGCUAGAGCAGAUGAUGCGGAGAGCAAAGUCCAAACAGAAGCUCUAGAAGCUGAGAGGAAGCUCACCGCCGACCUCAGGGAGAAGUUGGAAAAGGCUCAAAAUGAUGCUACGGCAGACAAGGAGAGGUCUAAAAGCGAAAUAUGGACAUUACAGAGCAAGCUCGAAAGAGAUGGUGAUAGAGCUAAAGCUGUGGAGCUAGAGCUCAAGAAUGAAGUCUCAAUGCUAGAAACAAAACUGGAGAUCAUGCGGGCUCGUGCCGAGGAAGCUUCGACGGGGACUUCGGGUCAUACACAUGCAAAGUUGUUAAGACAAAUCGAAACACUUCAAUCACAAUACGCCGUUGCGAGUGAAAACUGGCAGGGCAUUGAAGCUAGCUUGAUGACGAGGCUUACAAACGUAGAAAAGGAACGGGACGAGCUCUCUCGUAAAGAAAGUGAUGUCCGGAAGAAGGCUAGAGAAGUGAAUCAAAAACUCAAACGCAUGGAAUCCGAUCUUGAGUCUGCCAACCUCAAAAUCCAAGACCUCGAAUCCUCUCUCACCACCCAGCUAACCCUCUGCGACGACCUACGCAAACAAGUGACCCUACACGAAGACUCUAAACUCCAACUCACUAAGAAACAAGAUGAAGAACGAACCGCCUGGCAAAAGGAAAUCAACAACCUUAGAGAUUCUCUGAAAACAGCUUCGUCAGCUAUAGUAGAUGACUAUGCAUCUCGACCGAAAUCACGACCAAACUCGAUAUUGGAAGCAGAAGGGGCAAUAAGGCCAUUAUCGCCUAACCCAAGACCAAGAAAGCAGAGCAUCGGAUCGGAUAUGAAUGCUCCGUUCCCUUCGAAACGAAUGUCAAGGACAGAGUCUGGUGAUAGGCUAAAUGAAGGACCGGGAGGUUAUAGACGACCCACAUUACCAGAACCGACCAGGCAGUACACACCGAGUUGGGGACCUACAACACCUCGAUUUGAUUCUAUGUCGGGAUAUGGCGGCGGAGGGAACAUAUCUCGUCAAAACUCAUUAUUUGGUGGGUUUGGCGGACCAGGUGCGGGCAUGGGAAUCUCGGUGGGGAAUUACCCGAGUACACCGUCAUUUAGUACUUCGAUGGUGAGUCCUGGCAUGCCGGCGCAAGAUGGAGAUAACGAAAGCAUAUUUGAAGGAAAUGGAGGUCUCAUGAGCCCCAGCAGUCAAGAAGGAAGAAACGGUGGUGCACAUCUGGGCGAAAUUCUCAGCGUGUCAACAGUAGCCGCGGGCCCCAGCGUUCAACUUGUGGAGCGGAUGUCAGCAGCAGUAAGGAGACUGGAGAGUGAAAUGGCUAGUAGUCGAGAAGAGCUUGUGAGGAUGACAGCACAAAGGGACGAAGCCAGAGCCGAAGUCGUGGCAUUUAUGACAGAAGUUGAUGAGAAGCGGUCGUUGGAGACCAGGUUGCAAGCGCUCGAGACAGAUCUAAAGGAGAAGGACGGAGCCUACGAGGCCACGUUGGUCAUGUUGGGAGAGAAGAGCGAGGAGGUGGAGGAAUUGAGGAACGAUGUGGCGGAUUUAAAGCAGAUGUAUCGGGAUUUGAUCAUGAGCCAGACGAAUUCAUAG